AUGCUCGCGGGUUCCGGUCGCCCUCGUAAGGCAUGCGGUCAGUGCAAGACCCAAAAAGUGCGCUGCUCUGGUGAGCGGCCGAGCUGCAAAAGAUGCACUCGCCUGAGACGAACCUGCACAUAUGCUUCAGUCAUUGUUUCGGGCCAUGCACCUUCGCAGCUGACAAAAUCGACAUCAACACCUGAGUUGAAUGCUUCAGGCGAGUUCGAAGGAGGCCAGUUUUCACAAGGACGGGGUCAGGAGGCGUGUGCCCAGAUUCUGCGUAUGCCGUAUGAGGAAUCAAUCCCCACGCUGCCAGCCCAGGACCAUUAUCUUGGGAUUCCGAGAACACUCUUGUCGAGCCUGAUCGAUGUCUUUUAUUCCCAUGUCUACAACGCCUCGCUACUGCUCCACAAACAAUUGUUCUUGCAGUCACUGACAAGGCGUACUGCUCGGCCUCAUUUGGUACUAAGUGUCUGUGCCUUCGCCGCAGUCUUCUACCGGGAUGCAAAUAGUCAGACUUCUCUUCUAGACAAUGGAUUUUGCAUAGAAUGGGCGGAGCGUGCAGGCAAACUAGUUCUUCAAGAGAUCGAGACCCCUCAUGAAGACAAUGUUGUGACGCUGUUGAACCUUGCUCUGUUUUGGUACAGUCGCGGCGAAUGGCGCCGAUGCUACGUUCUCAAAGGUAGUUCCAAGUUGCCCCUUGAGGAUCUCGGACCAGACCGACUGGGUAGUGAAAAGUAUCGAACUGGAACUGGCUUGGAUUCUGAGAUCCUAAGGCGCCGCUUUUGGGCCCAUUAUCUCAUGAAUUGUCAUUCCGCAGAAUCUGCAACAGCAGACAGGCCUUCUGAGAGAACCUUGAAGCUUCCUCUCCCGUGGCCGGAGGAAGACUUCGUUGCAGGUAUCGCCGACGUUACACCGAUCUUUCUAGAGUGUGGCUUUAGUAACGGAAGUCUCUACGCGGAACUGAGUCGCUCGCUUACUUUGCACGAGGUUUCUGUUCUGAUCAGAACACCUCAACCAAAUGUCUCCACAAGGAUGUGCGCAAUCUACGCCCUAGAUGCCAAAAUAUCACAAUGGUGGUCGAAGCUCCCGGACCAAUUCCAGGUUACUCCUUCGAAUAUUUCAACCAUACCUACAGGCCUCUUACCGAAAAUCCUUCUCAUGCAAACUGUUUACCGUCAAUGCUUGACUGCCAUCCAUGCUUCUAUAAUUCCUCUCUUCUCAUGGAGCACAGAGGAUGAUGCUUGGCCGGCCGCUCGACGUCUCUCCGCCAUCGUCGCAUUCGACCAUGCUCGUGAGGCCUCCACAUUGUUUGAGGCGGUUCUCAAACAUUAUCCCGAACCUAGUGCCAUCCCAAGUUUCGUGGCCUACGCCGCAUACUGUGGCUGUGCCAUCCAGGUGCCCUUUAUUUGGUGCUGCGAGCAACCAGUCAGAGAAAGUGCCUAUGCGAAUGUCAAAACUAACGCUGCCAUGAUUCGCGUGUUAGCAAAGCAUUGGAAGUUUGCCGCGAUCCUGGAAGUUCACCUCCGUUACAUAUACAAGAUUCAUUCCAGAGCCCCUUCUUUCCUUGAGAAUGAGCCAAAGUAUUUAGAUGCAAGUAAAUUGAAAGGGAUCCGCAUGCAUAGCACUCGCGCCAGAGACUCCAUACUUGGCCACACUCACAUACUCUGGAGCGAAAACGGUGACUUUUUGAAAAAAGGCGAGGUACCCAGCCUGGGUGCCGAAGGAGAUAGUCUUCAGAGCUCAGCUGGCCAAACAGGAGUUUUGUCAAAAUCAAAGCCUGCUUCAGUCGAUGAAGACGACGAUCCAAUCUCAAUAACUGCUGAGCUCGCGCAAAGUCACCCAGAUCCAGAACUCUCGUACAUGUCGUUCAACCCAUCGACGGGCACUGAUAUUUACUCUGAGCACAUCCAAGAUCUCUUUCAUCCAUUUCUGGACCCAGAGAUGUUUAUUCUACCCGACGGAGAGUUGAUAAACUUCUCCCAUCUCGACACAAGUCCAAUGAGCUUGAACUUCCUGGACGGGUGGGCACCGGGAAUGGACACAGGCUUUCCAGAAGUCCCACCACAGGUCGACGACAGAACUGAAUAUGGCUAA
Exophiala aquamarina CBS 119918 is the source of this 2079-nucleotide messenger RNA. RefSeq lists its product as uncharacterized. The coding region runs from base 1 to 2079 and encodes 692 amino acids. Lineage: Eukaryota; Fungi; Ascomycota; Eurotiomycetes; Chaetothyriales; Herpotrichiellaceae. The transcript has 7 exons. Gene Ontology annotation, molecular function: DNA-binding transcription factor activity, RNA polymerase II-specific; zinc ion binding; DNA binding. Gene Ontology annotation, biological process: regulation of DNA-templated transcription; DNA-templated transcription. Gene Ontology annotation, cellular component: nucleus. The record is from RefSeq and is a predicted model, not a curated record.